AUGAGGAGCCUUGUGUUGGCAGCGUACAACGGGCAAACUGGUCCAAAGGAUCAUUUGCUUUAUUUCAAUAUGAAGAUGGCAAUAAGCGCAGCUUCCGAUGCAGUAAAGUGCAGGAUGCUCCCAUCCACAUUUAAGGGCGCAGCGAUGGCUUGGUCUAUGGCUUUGCCAAGGGGAUCUAUAGCAAAGUUCCACGACUUCUCGUCGCAAUUCCUUAUUCAGUUCUCUACAAGCAAGAUCGAGCCAGUAACAAUUGAAGAUCUGUAUGACGUUCGACAGAUGGAGCGAGAAACUUUGAAGCAAUACGUAAAGCGGUACAGUGAUGCGUCCAGGAAGAUUGAGGAGUCGGAGCCUCAGGCAUGCGCGUGCGCUUUCAAAAAUGGAUUGCUACCGGGAAAGCUUAACAACAAGCUGAGUCGGAAACCAACGCACUCGAUGACAGAGGCUCGCGCCCGGGCGAGUGCCUACAUCCUAGAAGAGGAGGACGACACAUUUAAGAGGAAACCUGUAAAGGCAGAAAAAGUAAGCGGCCGAAGGAAUGUGUCGCUGGCAGGAAAAUCGAUAUGGAGAAAGGAAGCAAAUAGUACGCGAAAGGACAAGGAUGUCGUUCAAUUUGUUGAGAAAUUCGAAGGGAGGCAACUCUGUUCGAGAAAGGAGGACGUUGAGAGUCUACGCCCGCGGUGGACAACCGGCCCUCGCCGGCAUGGGAGGCCAAAGAGGUGCUCGAACGAAGAAUUGGCAAAGUUGCUCCAAGAGGUGGAGGUGACACAAGCAGUCGAGAGUGGAAAAAACGGAAUUGAUUCAUGGCGAGGGGUGGAAGGCCGGACAAAGUGGUGCGAAUAUCACCACUUGGAGGGCCAAGACACCAGUGACUGUUUCACGUUGAAAGGCAAAGACGGAAAGCUGAUCAGAGCAAGGCGAUCACGAGCAACAGACCGCGAAUCAGACAAGGACCAACAUGGCGGUCGUCGGCGAGCGCCAGCAGCUGGCAGGAAGAGGACGAAGGUGGCAAAGAAGAAAGGAGCUGAAGAAACUUUCAACAACGAUGUCAAAUCGUCAGUUUAA
Lotus japonicus is the source of this 1062-nucleotide messenger RNA. RefSeq lists its product as uncharacterized. NCBI's taxonomy places the organism in Eukaryota, Viridiplantae, Streptophyta, Magnoliopsida, Fabales, Fabaceae. The coding region runs from base 1 to 1062 and encodes 353 amino acids. The transcript has a single exon. The record is from RefSeq and is a predicted model, not a curated record.